AAUAGGUGUUUCCAUGAGUCCAUUGACAUAAAACCCGUUUGGACCAUCGAAUUUCCCGCGCAUCCAUCCAUCGCAAUCGGCAGCAAUAGUUUGAUAAUGCUCAACAACAAUUCCCCUACUAUCGACAUAGAUGGAGGCGAAAUGGCAAGUGAAGUUGACAGAGACGAAGAAGAAGCCGUUACCGAAUUACUCCGUGAUCGUUUCCGGUUAUGCACAAUCUCCAUUGCCCAAUCACAGGCAAAACAAUGCGCUAUGGAGGUUUCUCAACCCAUCAUCACCUGUAUUUCUGAUUUAGCCUUCAAGUUUGCAGAACAGCUAGCGAAGGACCUUGAAUUAUUUGCACAGCAUGCUGGUCGUAAGUCUGUAAACAUGGAAGAUGUUAUUGUUUCCGCACAUCGGAAUGAUCACCUGGCUGCCUCAUUGAGGUCCUUCAGCAAUGACCUAAAAGCAAAAGAGCCCAAUUUGGAGAGGAAGAGGAAGAAAAAUUCCAGAAGGGAAGAUAGAGUUGCUCGAGAGUUACUUCGUACUCCGGACACUUAGUUUAGAGGUGUGCCCAGUUUCACUAUGUGUCCAGUAGCCUAAUAGCUUGGAAAGGGCAACUUGGAAGCAGGGAGAGAAGAGUAUGAAGUGGAAGGAUAGGAAGAAUUUUUGGAUUUGAACUUCCAUGUCUCAUUAAUCUGGGACAAGCUCACAUAUUGGAGCUUGGAAUAGUAUUGGACAAUAUUGAUAUCAUGCUAGGCACAUAAUGUAGCUGCUGAGAAGCAUUCUCUGUACAUGAAUGUAGCACUUUUGCACAAAUAGAGUAUUUUCUGUAUAAGUAAUCAGUUUAUUAAAAAAAUUACUGUAUUAUACUUUUUUUAGUGAAGAUCGAAAUUGUAACCAGGCAA
Molecule: messenger RNA, 887 nt
Organism: Lycium barbarum (goji berry)
Lineage: Eukaryota; Viridiplantae; Streptophyta; Magnoliopsida; Solanales; Solanaceae
Product: protein MHF1 homolog
Exons: 5
Coding region: 97-540 (147 amino acids)
Biological process (GO): replication fork processing; resolution of meiotic recombination intermediates
Cellular component (GO): FANCM-MHF complex; Fanconi anaemia nuclear complex
Molecular function (GO): protein heterodimerization activity; chromatin binding
Source: RefSeq, a predicted model, not a curated record